AUGGCUUGGGCAGGCCGACAUUGGGUAGAUUUUGUCAAGGGAAGCUACCGCAAGCUUCGCUACAUCAACUACGACAUCCUUUCACGGCGGUCCUGGCUUCAUAAGCUCUUUGCUGCUUGCUUCAACUGGUUUUGGGCUGGGCGAAUUUUGUACGUCGACGCUGAUGCUGGUGAGUGGAAAUACACCACGGAGUCCGCUCUACGCAAGCCCGGCUCUAACACCACCCGGCUCGCAGUGGUGUCCGACACACACCUCUACCACUGGCAGCUUUGGGUUCCCAAAGGAGAUAUCCUUAUCCAUGCAGGAGACUGCCUUGCGGAGUGGGGCAACGGUGCCAAGGAACUAGAAGACUUUGCUGCGUGGCUCCACGCUUUGCCACACCGGGAGAAGUUGGUGACAGGCGGCAACCACGACAAAGUGUUCGAGGACCUCGGACCAGAGCGCAUGGCUCAGGAUAUCUGCACCCGGAUCUAUGCGCAACUCGGGAUGCCGGCGGUUUGGUCGUUGGAGGAAUACAUUGAAAUGUCGGUGGCUGCACGAGGCUGGGCAAGUGCGGAGCAGCGAAGCCCCGCCUUUGCCGGCGCCUGCGUGGAACAGGGUGGUGGCUGCGGCGAAGAUGCAGCGUUGAAGAGCCAUCUAGACACGAUCUUUGCUGACGGCUGUCGCGAGGGACAGCCAACAUUACGGCAUACAUGGCCUAAGGAAGGUGAGUUCGGUCCACCUGACGGUUACGCGAAGUGGUUGGACCGGGCAGAGUCGGUUUCGCUCACCCGAGCUGAGGUCAUUUCCUGGCCUUCGCUGCUGGAGUGUCCGGCGGCUGCCUGCGCAUCCCUGACGGCGCAGACCGUGGGAGCAAAGGGCUCCAAGCAAGCUUUCCUCGAGAUCGCGGGCCUCGACGCCACAACAACCGAAGAGGCACACAGCUUCAUUAUUGAUGCGGCGCGGCGCAUGCAGUUCUGCUACGAUGAGUUGCUGCAAAACGAGCAUCAGCAGCGCCUUUUUUCCUUCCUCGGGCUGAUUGUUGCAGCGCUGGAGAUCGCUCUGGCGCAUCUCCGGAGGUGGUCGCAUGAGCUGCGCCCCCGCAACCCACACCACGAGGAGGGUCGAACAGUUUGGCACGACCACUACAGCGGCCUGUACCCCCCUGUCAACUAUUCCGAGCAGUUUGAUCUUCAGUGGCAGUUGGCUUCCGAGCAGCCGGACAGCGACUUUGCCAGGGAGUCGUCUGUUCGCUUGGACGACUGUGCCCUGAAUGAUAUGAUUGCCUCCACCUUUGGUGUCGUCAACUUCCUGCCGAACUGCAGCGCCGAAGCCUUGGAAGACCACGAGAGGUUGGAGCGGGGCAUCUCGCGGCAGAACUUCGUCACCUUGGACAUCUCCCGUGUUGUCGGGGCGGAUGCGCUUGACGUGGGCUGCGGGUUCGGCAGAUGGACGGCGAUGCUGAUGCGGAUCGGCGCAAAGGUCACCUCCGUGGAUGCAUCGCCCCAUGCGGUGAAGUCUACGAGGAGGUACAACCCGGAGACAUACCAGAUGUCGCUGUUUGAUCUUCCCAGCUUACCAGGCUAUCAGGCCGGGUAUGACUUCGUUGUCUGCUGGGGAGUGCUGCACCACACGCACGAUCCGAAGCAAGGCUUUCGGAUCGUGGCAGACGCCCUGCGCGAGGGAGGUGUCCUCUUCACGCAGGUCUACAACGAUCGAGCGAAAGCUGGCUUCCACUACACGCAAUCCUUUCGGGCGCGCUUUCACCAGCUCGAGACCCUGGAAGAGAAGUUGCAGUUUUUGAGGAUCACUUGCCGUGCUGCGGGUGCAGAUAUAUUCGAUCACCUGGACGGGAUGUUGACAUUCUACAACUGGGUGGUCCACGAAGAAGUUGUGCGCAACUGGUUCCUGUCCAACGGCUUCGUGGACUAUUGGAAGGUGUGGAAUUACAAGUACCUCGGGAGGAAACGGCCUCUGCUGGCACCUGUCCGGGACGACUCUGGCGUGCUACUAUCCAACAGCGUGGGUGAAAGCGUUGAAGAAGGCCGGAACUAUCCGAUCGUCGGUUUCUAG
Molecule: messenger RNA, 2052 nt
Organism: Symbiodinium sp. CCMP2592
Lineage: Eukaryota; Dinophyceae; Suessiales; Symbiodiniaceae
Source: the annotation of a GenBank genome assembly